This is a messenger RNA of Mytilus californianus (California mussel), 1582 nucleotides long. RefSeq names its product homeobox protein DBX1-A-like. Gene Ontology annotation, biological process: regulation of transcription by RNA polymerase II. NCBI's taxonomy places the organism in Eukaryota, Metazoa, Mollusca, Bivalvia, Mytilida, Mytilidae. The transcript has 4 exons. Bases 172 to 1185 code for a protein of 337 amino acids. The record is from RefSeq and is a predicted model, not a curated record. Gene Ontology annotation, molecular function: DNA binding; DNA-binding transcription factor activity, RNA polymerase II-specific.
UUUCUCCGGAAACAGCUUGGAAAAAUAUUUUGUUACAAGAGUUUUAUCGUUAUUGAGUGAAAAAUUAACAAUAAGAGUUAAAAAGUGUCGUUUAUGCAACAUUGAUAUUGCAGAGAACUUUUUAUUUUUACAUAAAAUAGAUAAUCAAAUAAAAACUUGAGUUCGGCGACAAUGUUUCCGAAUAUUUUAGCUCCAUCGCCGUUAUACCAAAGUUUGUUUAGAAAUGGACAAUUAGUUCCUCAGCCACCAAUGGUGACAACGUCAGCAUCAUUUCUGGUGGAAAAUCUUCUUAGGGAUAGAAAUCAAGCAUUGCUUGCUCGUCAAGGUCUUCCGCCAUUCACUUGUUCUACAACAUUUUCUCCAACAUUACCAGAGAAUUUACAAGCUACACCGGUAACUUCAUCAGCGUCACUGAACGCCAUCAAUCCAGCACCGUAUCUGAAGUUUGGCGUCAAUGCAAUUCUUGGAAGAGAACCAACAUCUCCAAAAUCAGAGGAAAAAGUUGAAUCGACCCAUCCUGCUCGAAACGUUUACAGUUGCCAAAGCAGUAUCCCCACGUCUCCAUCGAAAGGCUGUGGUUACGUUGGCCAUGGGUUAUCAUGUGUGGGAUGCUCACCAAGACAGACAUUUUAUGAAGCACAGUUUCCAAAUAUGUUCAGAAAUUCUUAUUUUCCAGGUUCGCCAUUACUGCCAGUGCCGCACGCAUUUUCAUUCUUAAGUAACAUGAGAGGGAAACCUCGCCGGGGAAUGUUGAGGAGAGCUGUAUUCUCAGACAUGCAAAGAAAAGGUCUAGAAAAGAUGUUCCAAAAACAAAAGUACAUUAGUAAACCAGACAGAAAGAAGCUUGCAUCCAAACUAGGACUUAAAGAUUCUCAGGUAAAGAUUUGGUUUCAAAACAGGAGAAUGAAAUGGAGGAAUUCAAAAGAGCGGGAGCUUCUAUCGUCUGGAGGAUCACGCGAAUCAACUUUGCCAGUUAAAGGAAACGAUGGUCAAAAUUGUGAACAGUUGCCCGUUUCAGACAGUAAUGACAAUGACAAUUUAAAUGAUAGCCAAAGUUCCGAAUGUAUCAAUAACUUGGAUGACACAGACUAUCCCGGAUCCUUGUCUAUAGACAUGGAUCAUGCGCAAUCUAGUUUUUCUCAUAGUGACGAUUCCGAAAGUGAGGACGAAAUUGAUGUGUCGUAAACGAUCGACAUAUCAUUUUAAUGAUCUCUACACAAAUCUAGUCUUCGAAAGAUAUCAUAAAGUGCCAAUCAAGUCUAGUUUUUAUUCCGAUUUCAAAUGUAUUUAUUUUUUUGAAAUUAUAAUAAUACAUUUGUAAUACUUUGAGUUAAUGAUUCGGAUGACAUUAAAUAGUUAUGAUCUUAAAAAGCUUAAAUUUUAAUGCUAUCCUAUUAAAAUUUCUAACAACUGUCGACGUCAGAUGUCCCAUGUGGGACUAGAUACUAAUAAAAGUGCUACUAACAAUGGAACUUAGACAAAUGUCCUAGCACAGUAAUGGUAGUUUUUUAAAUAAUUGCUUUUAUCUGUGAUAAUGAUGUAUUUAUAAACUGUAAAAUGUGAAUAAAAUGUGAAAAAGUUA